GAGAGCGCGCGGCACACUGUGCAGCGGACCACCGGCGAAUAUUAAAUUUGACGUUUCGUAAAUAUAAGUGGGAACUUUUGUUACGAAUCGCAAACAUAAAUCGUGUUUUCAAUUUCAGUUAAAAAGUGUAGUGAAAAAUUAAUUUAAGAUGAUUACCCUAGUGUUUGUUUUGGGAGGUCUCCUCGCAGCGACAGAGGGCUGUGGAGCUGGCAAGCAGAUACUAAGAUCAGGAGGAUUGACGGCAUAUGAACAGCAGAGUAUUGUUGAUGCGCAUAAUCGCCUCCGACAAUCUGUGGCUUUAGGACAAGUUUCAAGUCAACCUCCAGCGGCCAAUAUGAUGGAAAUGGUGUGGGAUGACGAAUUGGCAGCAACUGCUCAACGUUGGGCUGACCAAUGUACUACCGCACACGAUCGUGCGUCUCAGCGCGAUGUUGGUCGUUUCCCCGUGGGGCAAAACUUGGCAGCGACAUGGACUACUCGUCCCCCAUCUGAUCAAUCUGAUUCCGAACCAGACUUCAUGAAACAAAUCAAUGCUUGGUUCGAUGAAGUUCAUAUCUUCGGAUUUAAGCCCAUUAAUGGUGGACAUGGAACGGGCCAUUAUUCACAGUUGGUAUGGGGUGAGACGUCUCAUGUCGGUUGCGGUUACACUUUCUACUACGAUCCUUCCCGAGGCUACACCAAGCUGUACGUUUGUAAUUAUGGCCCUGGUGGAAAUGUCAUCGGUUCAAAUCCCUAUGAAAAGGGUAGUCCAUCUUGCAGCGCCCACGGGCUUUCUGACUCCACAAAAUACUCUGGUCUUUGUUCCACAACUUACACCACGAGCGAUCAAUCAGUGGACAAUACCAACAGUUUUAUAUCGAACGUCAUUCCUGACAGCACAGUUGGAGCACCAGGCUACAAUUAUCAGUUCUACAAGCAGUUCAACAACCAAUACCAGUACCAGUAUCAGCAGCCGCAGAGAUACUACAAUGCGGAAACAUCGAACUUCAGGCCACUCAUCAGCAUAUUUAAAACGGCUUCAAAUUUAUUUGCUAAGCCAAAAUCAACAAACUUCCGAAUUGGCAACGUAUACGUAUAAGUCGUUACGCUCGCGUGAUAUUUCUUAACAGUAUUUUAUCACUAUUUUCAUAGAGUGACUUGACUGAUUAUUCGAAUCUGUUUGCGCAGAAUUCGGAACAAAGACUAUAUUCCUUGGUUUUACAAGGAGCUUUAGAACCCUUAAACAAUGUGUAAAUGAACUUUGUAUAGAUUGAAGGUCUGAUAGUUUUUUCCAUAAAACUUGUGCUGUCGUGAUUGACCUUCUUGUAUUAAACUUAGCGUGAAGUAUGUUGUUAUUUAGAUAAUUUAUA
This is a messenger RNA of Vanessa atalanta (red admiral), 1349 nucleotides long. Its product is annotated as venom allergen 5-like. The coding region runs from base 149 to 1078 and encodes 309 amino acids. The transcript has 5 exons. Gene Ontology annotation, cellular component: extracellular region. Lineage: Eukaryota; Metazoa; Arthropoda; Insecta; Lepidoptera; Nymphalidae. The record is from RefSeq and is a predicted model, not a curated record.